UCGAAUUGUCGGUGAGCCGCGCGCGAACGGCGUGGCCGAGAUAUAUGUUCAUUCCAGUGUUCGUUCAAUUAACGAUACGUACUGUGAACGUGUCGCAAGUCGCAAUACGGAAGAUGUGAUUGUAUCGUCUUUCACGCGUGAUAACGCAACACUACGCAGGUUGCUUCGGGAGCGCGAGGUCGACGCGCACAUAUACAAACACACGUAUAUAUAUAUAUAUAUAUUCGACGAGAGACAUAGCAGUAUUUAAGUUGACGUUCGUAGUGCGUGUGAUUCCGAUUUCGUUCUUGUAAACAUGGUGUUUGGAUUCAUCAUGAAAUAAUUGUUUUUUUUCCCUUCACGAGAUCGAUCAGCGUGCGAGGAACGGACGCGAAUCACCGAACCGAGGUCCGAGAACAGUGGUGUAUCAUGUGAUUCUUACAUCGUGAAUAUCACGAAAAAGUAUGGGCACAUCUCCGUUAUACGGGAAACACUGUAUGAUUUAGUAAUAAAGUUGGAGUAUCUUGGUACUUUACCAUGGAACAAUCGGACACAGUGCAGAUGCAAAUUCUUCAAGUCGAAGAGAUACCAACAGAUAUCAAUGUGCAAACAAUUCAAAUCGCUAAUGAAGAUGUGAAAGCUGCUACCUCUACAGAAGGUAGCCAAGAUUCGCCAAAGGCCUGCAGCCCAUCGUUAGAACCUACAUUAGUAGCAGGUGAUACAAAUAUCAAUGUAGAAGUCGUAACAGAGGAUUACUUGGACGCAAGCCAUAUUGAUGUAUCUGUUAAAGAUAUUAACAGCGAUGCCGGGUAUAAUAAUCAGGUAGAAUCUGAAUUGAACCAGCCUGAAACAAAAGGUUAUACAUUAGAACAGGAACAGAUCAAAAUCUAUGAACAUAUAAAGGAUGAAACAAUAGAUUCGAAUCAUAAAUUGCAAUCUUUGCGCACUGAGGAAGAUCAAAGUCAAAUUGUGAUAACUGAAUCUAAAAUAGAAGUAAAGCAGGAAACAACAGAUAUUUUAGAAAGUGUCUGUAAUGUAGUAGAAGAUGCAAAUCAAUCCGAUAGUAUAGAUAAGCAAUGUUUAACAUUAGAUGAAUCUAGAUUUAAUGAACAUGCUGGGGGCCAGGUUCAUGAUGCGCAUGAAUUAGUUAAAGAAACAAUCAGAGAAAUACAUGAUAAUGACAGUAACCAAAAUAGCUCAAUAGUAACAGAUGCUGAACUGACUAAAUUAGUACAAGAGGAAGCAGAGGUAGUUGUAGUAGUAGAAACUAUAGAACCAACAACAACAGAUGCAACAGCAGACAAUUUUAUUGUCACUCUAGAUGAAAAGGAUGUUGAUAAAGAGUGCAACCAAGAAAAUGUAGUUACUUUACAGGAAAAAGAAAUUAAAAAAUCCAGGCAUGGAGACAACGAGAUUGAUCUAAUUGAUUACAGCCAAGAAAGCGACGAUACUAUAAUAGAAGUAACGGAAGUUAUAGAUGCUCCAGUUACGGAACAGGAUGAGCAGCAGAAUAACAAGGCCAAAGUGGAGAAUAAUGAAUAUCAUAUAGAAUCUGUAAAAUUAACUGAUGAAAAAAUUGCAAUUUGCAAAGAUAUAAAUGACGAAAAUAUUCAAUCAAAAGCAGCUGACGGAGAAACUCUAAUCAGUUCUAGUAAUAAAGAAGAUGAUAUCACUAUUAUCAUAGAUGAGAAAAUCAUAAUCACGGAAGAUGUUGAUUCAGAACUUACAACAGAUCAGCCACAAAUUGAAAAUGCCCAUGAAGAUAUUGCAGAUACUACCGAGCAUAAACAAAAUGACACAUCUGCUCACGAAAUACCGGUGGAGUCGUCGAUGAAGAAGAGAAGCGUUAUUCAAGAUAUUUUUGACGAUUGGGGUGUCGAGAAUACAGACGAAGAUGCGCAAUCGACUUCGAAAGUGCAUGAUACUGUAGAGAUCGAAUUGAAAAGUCUAUUGGAUGAAGCAAAAUCAGAUCAAGUUGUUACAAAUGAAUCUGUUCAAGAUAAGACUCCAUCCUCAAAUAAAGAAACCACAGAUGAGAUACAUAAUGUCGUAGAUACAAGCGAGAAGAGUAUCAAGCAUUCGACUGAACAAACGGAAAAUCAAAAGAAAAAUAAAGCGGUCGAUCAAGAUGCAGAGUCAUUAAAUAGGAGUGAGAAGAAUUCUCCGGCAUUAGCGGCGGAUAAAUCUUCGCGAAGUGUAGAGACGCGUGCCUUUAAUAAAACGCCGCAAUCGCAUAUCGCCACGUCGCUUCCUAAGAACCGNCGGCAUUUAACCAGUCAGAUAGCAUCGCCAGCGGAAGUGACGGAGGUAUUGAAGGAGCGUCUUCGCGAGAAGCAAAAGACGGUUGUAGACUCACCGCGUGGUCCGGACAUAUUCUUUGUGAAGAAAUUAACGCAAAGAUUGUCCAAUAAAUUGGCGGGUAGCUCGGUGAAUCCGGUACCAGGGCUUAUACCUCUGCCGCAGCAAGCCACUCCUUCCUCUCCUCCUUCUGCAUCUUUACAAUCGACGGUAGAUAACUGUGAUAAGAAGAUAGCGAAUGAGACAACGGAAACGAGUAAGGAGAGUAAUUCCGACAACAAGGAACUAUUGGCAAUCUUGGAAGGCGAUGUUGAUCCCGAUUGGUCCAUCUUGAAACCUCCGACUCUUACGGAGGAAGGCAAAACUCCACCAAACGUAGGAUCGCAAUCAGAUCAUAGUGGGCCGCCGAAACUCGAUCCAUUAGUCGAACGGGAAUUGGCGCUGAAGCAACUUCUUGAGUUGCCCGUAACGUCACCUAAGAAGAUUUCACCUCGGAAGAAGAAAACUUUCCGAGCGGCACCUGGUAAAGUGUCUAAAGACGUGGAAAUCCCACUCGCCAUACAGGAGGAGAAGGAACUUGCCGGUAUGGAUUCGGCAAGCGAGAAUGCGCAACCAAAUACCAAAUCUGUCGAGAUAAACCUAUGUUCUCCGCAAAAGAGCGAUCAAAAAGAUCACGGAAUUGAAAAAGUAGUCACACGAGAAGAAUCGAGAUCGGGUAGGAAGCGCAAACCUACUGAAAAAGCGAGAGAACACGAGCAGAACACGAUAAAACGGCAGAAGGUGUAUAGGGGUAAACUAUCAUUGAGUAAGAAACAAACGCAGGAAAAUAUCUCUGAUGAGAACACGACGAUCGAGAAUCAUGUCGUGGCGAGCGACGCGCUGACGGAUGCUGUAAAUAAUGAGAAAACUGUUGCGAAAGAAGUAGCAAAUAAACCGGUCGAGGAUAAAAUAGAUCCGAUUUCGAAUAAAAUCGAAGGUUCUCGUCCGAAACCGAAUCUUGCUAAGAAAGGCUCGCAACCUAUCGCCAAGAGAAAGAUAGUGGUCAAAAGAUUGCUGCGUCAGAAGAUGCCGGCUAGUGAAAAAUCCGUUCGGUUGAAAGGUAAAUUGACUCCUUCACCAAAGAAAUCUCCCCCGAAGACUGUUUCAAAGUCGCAGAAGCGAACGGCCGAAAGUGCUUCUAGCGACGCGAAACCCAAGAAGAAGAUUAUAAACGAGAUAGAUAGAUUACUGCAAGACGAGGGCGUCGUCAAUUUACUGUACGAUGUAGAACAACCGGACAAGAAGCGUCUGGUACCUAUCACGAAGUCGCGUGCGAAGGUAAUGGACCUGCAAAAGGUACAGCGCGAACUCAAAAUCAGAAAGAAAUUAGUUCGCAAUGCCGUAUUGCGAUUACGCACAUCGACGAUCGCCGGUGUCACGAAAGUAUCACCGAGAUCGAAAAGAACGGCGAUUCAUCCAAUUGAUGUUCAAAUGGACAGAAAGGUAGGAGAGCUAAUCGCGUCACCGAAAACCUCUGCCUCGCCUACGGAGUUCAUACUUCCGGCAAAGAUUAGAAACGCGGCCGACGCGUCCAUCAUUAUCAGGAGGCACUCGUCCAGUUCGUUCUCGAGCGCGUCCGGAAGUCCCAGAGUUAGCGUCGACGCGCCAGAGAAACCAGCGGAAACCGCCAAGACGGACGACGGAGCAGUUCACUCCUUGAGAUCCGCCAAGAAGAGACGAGAUUCGCAAGACGAGAAAAUUAUUAACGCAAAGAAAAGCAAGAAGAAAACAGUACAAAAGUCUGACCCAGAUUCUGUUGCAGCUACUACUGGUACCAUCAGUACUGCUACUACAAUUACCACGACUACUAAUGCUAAUGCUAUUCAUAAUGUGGACGAGAAGAUCACUGUCGCUGCGCGUCCCAGUAAGAAGUCGGAAAUCAAAAAGAUCGACAAGACUGGUAAACAACAGGAAAAUGUCCACACGUUUGAAGAUAAUGUUUCGAGUAAAGUUACGACUAGGUCGUCGAAUGGCGCAGUAACGGGGAAAGUAACGGCGAAGAGCAGGCGUGCCGCGAAAAGCAAAGUGACUUUUGUCGGCAGGGCAAAUGAUCCGGAUAAUGCUGAAAACUCUUCUAAAGAGGAGGACGAAUUAUCCGCUUGUCUUGCUGAAGCGGCCACCGCUCUUUCGAUCGUCAAUGCCGGCGGUCGAUCUGGAAAUGUUACGUCUACACGAAAAAGCAAAGUGAAUGCAAGUAAAACGGACUUGGAUAGUAACAAAACGAAAGUCGAAACGCAAGGUCAAUUCAGCAAUAACGAAAUAAAUGUGCGCCGGCAUGGUAAUCUCGUACAAUUAAUACUUACGCCAUCCUCAUCGACAAAAAUCAGAAAUGCUCUUACAUUGCAGGUGAUGCAAGAAUUCAGAGAGGCUCUGUCAAUAUUAAAAAGAGACGACGAAUGCAGGGUAGUACUGUUCACUUCUACAGGUACAAGUUUCUGCGAAGGUCUCGAUCUUUCAGCAUUAUUGCAUACGAAUAAGGAGGAACGACGGUCUGUCGCUCAGGAGUUGGCACACGCUGUCAAGGAGUUCAUCAAAAGUUUGGCGACUUUUAAUAAACCUAUAGUGGCUGGUGUACAAGGCGCUGCGAUUGGACUCGGAGUGACGAUGUUGCCUCUCUUCGAUCUUGUAAUUGCUAGCGAUAAGGCGACAUUUUGUACCCCUUAUGGAAAAUUAGGACAAAUCGCUGAAGGAGCUGCGGUCUUUACCCUUUCACACAUACUGGGCAGUGCAAUUACGAGCGAACUUCUUUUGGGUGGAAGGACCUUAACGGCGAGCGAAGCGUUAAGAGCUGGUCUCGUUACUCGAGUUUUAUGGCCUGAUCGGUUUCAAGUAGAAUUAUUACCGUCAUUGCGAGCUAUGAGUGAUCAAUCGUCACAGUCUAUGGAAGCAACAAAGGCUCUAUUACGUCACAGUCUACGGAAAAAGUUAGAUGCUGCGCUUGAAUCAGAAUCAUAUUUAUUGAUUCAGCAUUGGUGCUCCAUGGAGUGCCAGACUGCUAUAAAAGCUUACAUUGAAGGAAAAAUACAAUAAAUCAUGUGUGCAAGUACUAUCAAUCGUGAGUCUGCGAUAUGUGUUAGAGAAUGGAACUGAUUGAUAUCUGUGUGGAUAAUGAUACAAAAAUUGUACUUCUGAUACGACAUUCUACGUCAAUGCACGAUAUUCUUUAGAUUUAAGAUAUAAAUACUGAAUCACACAAAAAGAUCGACUAUUUUACUAUUAGAAAAAAUCAUUUAGAUAUAAAUUUAUUAUAUAUAAAUAUAUGUGUGUAUGUAUAAACAUAUAUAAACAU
Messenger RNA from Formica exsecta, 5605 nucleotides. RefSeq lists its product as uncharacterized. The transcript is spliced from 8 exons. The record is from RefSeq and is a predicted model, not a curated record. NCBI's taxonomy places the organism in Eukaryota, Metazoa, Arthropoda, Insecta, Hymenoptera, Formicidae. Bases 517 to 5346 code for a protein of 1609 amino acids.